Spirodela intermedia is the source of this 2397-nucleotide messenger RNA. The record is from the annotation of a GenBank genome assembly. Lineage: Eukaryota; Viridiplantae; Streptophyta; Magnoliopsida; Alismatales; Araceae.
AUGCAACAUGGAGGACGAGCCGCCAUCGCGGUUUCGCUCGCUGCUCGCUCCUUUACUUCUUCUUCUUCUGCUGCUGCUGCUGACGAGCUUGGGAGCUUCCUGCUGGUCGCCUCCAUUUGCAAGGCCUUCUCUGGCCCCCGCGGGCCCGCCGGCGGCGCCGUGCUCGUCGAGGCCGCCGCAGACGUCUCCGACGCAGUUGUGCUCCAGGUCCUCCGCCGCUCCUCGCUGCAACCGCCGGCCAAGGCUGAGUUCCUGCGAUGGGCUUCCUCUCUCCCCCACUACACCCCCUCCGCCGCCGCCUUCUCCGAGCUCCUCCGCUCGCACUGCCGCUCGGGCCUCCUGGACGACCUCCGGCCGAUCCUCCGCCUCGCCGUCUCGUCCUCCACCGGCGUGGAGCCCGACACUCUGAAACUCGUGCUCGACACGCUGAUCCGAUCCGGCCGCGUGGACGCCGCCAUCGCAGUCCUCGACGAUCUGGAGGAGCUCGGCGGUGGCGGCGGCUUCUCCCUCCACCCCCGGAUCUACAACUCCAUCGUCCUCGCCCUGAUCUGCAAGUCCCAAUUAGGUCUCGCGCUCUCCAUGUUCUGGAAGCUUCUCGAGACCUCCUCGGAGCUUGAGCGACUCGCCUGCAACGAGCUCCUGGUAGCUCUGAGGAGGGCGGAGAUGAGGGACGACUUCGUGAAGGUGUUCGACGCAUUGGCUCAGAAAGGCUUCAGAUUCGACACCUGCGGCUUCAACAUCUGCAUCCACGCAUUCGGAUGCUGGGGCCGCCUGGAUUUCUCCCUAAAGUUGUUCAAGGAGAUGAAGGAGAAGGGGCUGCCGGAGGCCGCCGCCGACAUCUGCACCUACAAUUCCCUGAUCCACGCGCUGUGCUCGGCGGGGAAGGUGGACGACGCCCUCGCCGUCUACGAGGAGCUGAAGGGAUCCGGCCAUGAACCCGACCGAUUCACCUACCGUGCUCUGAUCCAUGGCUGCUGCAAGGUCUACCGCGUGGACGACGCGGUGAGGAUCUUCAGGGAGCUGGAGUACAACAAUCUUCGGGCCGACACUCUGCUCUACAACUCCCUUCUCAGCGGGCUCCUCAAGGGGAGGAAGCUCGCCGACGCCUGCCAGCUCUUUGAGAGGAUGGUCUCCGAAGGCGUCCGAGCUUCCUGCUACACCUACAACAUCCUGAUCGACGGCCUGUUCAGAAACGGAAGGUCCGCCGCCGGCUUCGCCCUGUUCUGCGAUCUGAAGAAGAAGGGGCAGUUCGUGGACGCCGUCACGUACAGCACGGUGGCGAUGCAGCUGUGCAGGGAGGGCCAGGUGGACGGGGCGCUGGAGCUGGUCGAGGAGAUGGAGGCCAGAGGGUUCACUGUGGAUCUUCUCACUGUGUCGGCUCUCCUGGUGGGGCUGCACCAGUGCGGGAGAUGGGACUGGGCGGAGCGCCUGAUGAAGCAUGUCAGAGAUAGCAAUCUGGUUCCAUCCGUCCUCCGGUGGACGACGGCCAUGGAAGCGUCGAUGAGGCAGCAUCAGAGCAGAAGAGCAGACCAUACCCCCUUGUUUCCAGCCGCCGGCGAUCUCACAGACGUCCUGGGUUGGCCGAAGCCGCCGCCUGAAGCAGAAAAAGAUACUCAAGGAACCCGCUCCGGUGAUGACUGCAACGAAGAGUGGUCUUCAUCCCCAACCAUGGACAAGCUCGCCAGUAGAACCGAGGCCAUGGAAGGUUUUUCGAGCUUCACAGUGCGCAGAGGGAGGAGGGUGCACCAGAGAGGAGGGGCCAAAGCCUUCGACAUCGACAUGGUCAACACCUACCUGUCCAUCUUCCUGGCCGAGGGGAAGCUGAGCGUGGCCUGCAAGUUGUUCGAGAUCUUCACGGAGUUGGGCAGGGCCCCUGUGAGCUACACCUACAACUCCCUCAUGAGCUCCUUCAUCAAGAAGGGGUACUUCGAUGCAGCAUGGGGGCUCCUCCAAGAGAUGGGAGGCAAGCUCUGCCCCGCCGACAUCGCCACAUAUAAUCUCAUCCUCCAGGGCCUUGGGAGGAUGGGGAGGGCGGACCUGGCGAGCGCCGUUCUCGACCAGCUGAAGAAGAAGGGCGGCUUCCUGGACGUGGUCAUGUACAACACCCUGAUACACGCUCUGGGGAAGGCGGGGAGGAUGGAGGAGGUGAACCAGCUGCUGAAGAAGAUGGCCCGGGAAGGGAUAAACCCAGACGUCGUCACCUUCAACACUCUGAUCGAGGUCCACGCCAAGGCGGGCAGAGUGAGAGACGCUUACAGGUUCCUGAGGAUGAUGCUGGACGCGGGCUGCUCACCGAACCACGUCACAGACACAAUUCUGGACUUCCUGGAGAAGGAGAUCGAGAGGACGAGGUUCCAGAGGGCGUCGAUGAAGUUGGGGAAGAAUGGCGAUGACUAA